AUGAAAGAGUGGAGAAUCUUUGAACAGUCGUGUGCAAACUGUGAGAAGAUUUUCAAGGCUGCAACGACGCAGAUAAAAAUCAUCAAAAAUGUGGACGCAAAGUCGGUCGCCUCGUCAUCUUCAAGGAAACUAAGAGCCACCAUAAAAUUGGAGGAAGUUCAAGCCAAAUUGAAAUUAGCAGAGGAAGAGGCAUCAAUUCAGAAGAAGAAAGCAGAAAUAAAACACAAAAAGGAAGAGGAGCAACUUAACGCUGAGCUAUCGGUUCUAAAACUGAAGAAAGAGGCAGUAGAAAUGGAGGCGGAAGUUAAAGCUGCUUCUAUCUAUGAUGAAGAUGAACGUCCUCCCUCUUUAGCUAUUCCUGUGGACCAAACUCGUACUGAGCGAUAUAUCACUGAACAUUUUCCCCAUCAAUCGAAGAAUGUUAUUCAGCCGAGGACUGUGAAUCCAGUACGCAUCCAGCACAAUUCUGAAGAUAGGACCGAGCCAUAUAUUGCUGAACAUUUUUCCCGUCAACCAGAGAAUGUUAUUCAGCCGAGGACUGUGAAUCCAGUACGCAUCCAGCACAAUUCUGAAGAUAGGACCGAGCCAUAUAUCGCUGAACAUUUUUCCCAUCAACCAGAGAAUGUUAUUCAGCCGAGGACUGUGAAUCCAGUACCCAUCCAGAACAAUUCUGUAUAUAGAACAGUGCCUGUUGUUCACGAACAUUCAGUCAUUCCCAAUCAUGACAACAAAGUUGCGUCAGAGUUGACUUCCUUCCUUCUAAAGAAAGACCCACUAAUGACAAGGCUUUCAACAUUUGAUGAAAAACCAGAGAAUUACUCUGCGUGGAAGACUAAUUUCAGGAGCAUCAUGUUUGAGCUUCAUGUGAGCCCUCCUGAAGAAAUAGAUCUACUUAUUCGCUGGCUGGGACCAGAUUCAGCUAGACACGCUAAGACUAUCCGAUCAUCACUAGGCUCUGAAACAUCACAGGGAGUUAAGAGGAUAUGGGAACGUAUGGACGAGCGGUUCGGUGCCCCGGAAGUGGUGGAGGCAUCCAUCAAGCACAAACUUAAUUCAUUUCCAAGACUUGGGAACAAGGAGAAUAAAAAGUUAUACGAGUUAGUGGAUAUUAUGAUAGAGAUUGAAUCAUUAAUGGGAAAUCCGCAUUACUCCACAUUACUAUCAUAUUUCAACUCUUCCUCGGGAGUUUCUCCCAUCAUCCACAAGCUUCCUUUUAAUCUACAGGAGAAAUGGACAACGAGAGCGGCAAAUUACAAAAGGCAACACAACGUAUCCUAUCCACCCUUCUCCUUUGCAUUGGAUUUUGUACGUGAGUUGUCCAGAAUUCGCAAUGACCCCGCAUUUUUUCACAUUGAGACUCAAACGACUACAGGUAAACCAUCUACCACGUCACGCAUGACUACAGACCAGAGGUCAGUGAUUGUCCGGAAGACAGAUGUCCAUACUAACACUUCAGGGCCUCCAGACAAAGUGUGCCCGAUACAUUUAUCAGAUCAUUCUUUAAACCACUGCAGGGAAUUCUCAAGAUGGGAUAUGAAAAAGCGCAAGGACUUGUUAAAGAAGAAGGGCAUCUGUUUUAAGUGCUGUGCAUCAAAUAACCAUCUGAUGAAAAACUGCAAACACCCCAUACAGUGUGAGAAAUGUGACAGUGAACUACACCCAACAGCACUGCACGUUACUGAGUCCAAUACUAGAAGAACAACCUUCAACAGUUCAGAAACGGCAAACAAUUAUGGCGGGGAGGGAACAGAGGUAUCCUCUAAAUGUACUACACUCUGCGGCUUUGUUAAUGGUGGACGCUCCUGUGCUAAGAUCGUUCUAGCGAAGGUAUUUCCCACUGAUCGUCCGCAAGAUGCUGUGACUGUGUAUGUGUUGCUUGACGACCAGAGCAAUCACACCCUAGCGCGCUCUGAACUUUUGAACCAACUUGGGGUCACAUCUGACCCUAUCCCUGAUAGACUUAAAUCCUGUGCUGGAGUGACUGAGGCAUCUGGGAGAAGAGCAGUUGGAUUCUGUAUUCAGUCUAUGGACGGACUUGCUUAUCACAAGCUGCCGCCCAUUAUAGAGUGUAAUGACAUUCCAGAUAAUGUGAUGGAAAUUCCUACCCCAGAGGUUGCCCGUGCUCAUCCUCACUUACGACACAUCGCCAAUGAACUCCCCCCACUCCGCAAAGAUGUCAGCAUACAGCUCUUGAUUGGUAGGGACUUGGUGGACAUACAUCAGGUGCAAGGUCAAGUGACAGGACCCUCAGCAUCUCCCUUCGCACAAAAACUGAGCCUUGGAUGGGUGAUAAUUGGUGACGUUUGUUUGGAUGGUCGUCACAAGCCGAGUGAUCUCAGUGUUCUUAAGACUAACAUUCAGCAUGAUGGUAGAGGGACAAUAUUUACUCCAUGCCAAAACAGUCUUCAUGUUAAGGUUCAAGGCCCUCUAAACAACGGAUCUUCUCAGACCCUAGAUUUUAAGGGGGAUAGUGUGUUUUACACAGAUAGACAUGACAACAAGAUUGGAAAUUCAGUAGAGGAUCGAGAGUUUCUAUCAAUGAUGGAUCAAACGUUUCAUAUGGACUCCAGGGGAAAUUGGACGUCUCCCCUCCCCUUCAAGAACACCCGUCCAACCUUGACGAACAACAGGGCUCAAGUUUUCAGACGGGCCAUCAACCUAGACAACAGUUUGAAGAGAAAUCCUGAAAAACUAAAGCAGAUGUGUGAAUUCAUGGAAAACAUAUUCAACACAGGAGCAGCAGAGAGGGCACCAGAGAUACCAAAUGGACACGAGUGCUGGUACAUCCCAAUAUUUGCUGUGACACACCCAAAGAAACCUGGCAAGGAUUCAUGUGCCAUAGCUGGUGACAUCCAGCAGAUGUUUUACCGUUUCUUUGUGAAUGAGAGGGACAGAGACUACUUACGAUUUUACUGGUACGAAGACAAUGAUCCACAUCGUAAGAUGAUCGAGUAUCGUAUGACUGUCCACGUUUUUGGGAACAGACCUUCCCCUGCCGUGGCGACAUACGGGCUGAGGCGUGCAGUACGAGAUGCGGAUACUGAGGUCGUUAGCUUUGUAAACCAGGACUUUUAUGUUGAUGAUGCAUUGACGUCUAGACCAACUCCUGUUGAAGUAAUUGACCUGAUGAGGCGAACUCAGAAGGCACUAGACGAAGAAGGUAAAAUACGACUGUACAAGAUCGUAUCAAAUGUACAAGAGGUAUUGGAUGCGUUCCCUCCAGAUGACCUAGGAAAGGACAUAAAGGAUUUCUCAAUUGGUGACGAUGACAAUUUGGUUCAGCACAGCCUAGGAUUGGCCUGGAAUUUGAGUUCUGACUGUUUCAUCUUCCAGAAGCCAGAUGCUGAUGUCCCCUUUACUCGACGAGGAAUCCUCUCCAAGGUCAAUAGUAUCUUUGACCCCAUAGGCUUCCUGUCUCCACUGACAAUCUGUGGAAAGAUGAUUCUACGUGAGAUGUGUACAAGAAGUCCAAGCUGGGAUGAUCCUUUAUCUGAAGAGCACAGAGAUAGAUGGGAGAGUUGGAGCAUGUCCCUAGACCAGCUGAGCACUCUACGGAUUCCCCGUAUGUUUGUUCCAAGUUCGCUAAGUUUAGCCACAGACCCACAAGUGCUGAUAUUCUCUGAUGCAUCCGAAACAGCGAUUGCCGCCGCAGCUUACCUGAAGGUGAAUCAUUACAUAGGAUUCAUAAUGGGAAAGUCAAUGCUCGCUCCUUCAGCAGGACACAGUAUUCCACGUUUGGAACUUUGUGGAGCCGUAUUGGCAACAGAGAUUGGAGAGUUCGUCUCAGAUCAUCUUUUUAUCCCAACGUCCUCUAUUAGCCAGUGGAAUUAUGUACCUACUCACCUGAAUCCAGCUGAUGCAGCAACUAGGGGAUCAGGUUCUGAUAUGAGAAAUAUAUUGGACACCUGGCUCACUGGACCAGAGCAGUUUUGUUCAAAGGACUUAACAGAGAUUGGACCAGAAGUUGACUAUCCACUUGUCAGUCCUGACGAAGACAAGGAUAUUCGACCAGAAGUGAGUGCGUUUAAAGCAGACCUAUCAGAAAAUCUGACUCCAAUGGAGGAUCGUUUCGCAAAAUUCUCUACAUGGGACAGUCUUUUGUCUGCACUGUCUACCCUUCGCCAUGUGUCUGCCUCCUACAGAGGUUCAAAUGACUGUACAGGCUGGCACUUGUGCCAGAACACCAAACAUGAGUCUGAGCUCAAAAACAUGGAGCACUUCAUCCUUAGAUGUGUGCAAUGUCAGGCUUUUAAGGCUGAACUCGAAGCAAUUGAAGGAAAACAUAACCUACCUAGGAACAGUCGCAUUCAAGAUUUAUCUCCAUACAUUGACGAUGUUGGCUUGCUGAGAGUUGGAGGCCGUCUCAACAACUUGCAGGGCAGUGGACUUGCUUCGUUGAACCCUGUUAUAGUUCCAAAUGGACAUGUUGCUACUCUACUGAAACUCCGCAGAACACCCCAGGAGCAGAAGAUGGCAGAUCUUCCUUUGGAUCGGCUCACCCCAGGACCCCCAUUUACAUCUGUAGGACUUGACGUAUUUGGUCCAUGGCCGGUGGUUACCAGAAAGACGCGUGGUGGGUCUGCUCAGAGCAAAAGAUGGGCUGUGUUAUUUUCUUGUCUAACCACACGUGCGGUUCACAUCGAAGUUAUAGAGGACAUGUCUAGCUCAUGUUUCAUCAAUGCCCUACGACGCUUUGUAGCCUUGCGCGGACCAGUUAAACUCUUUCGCUCUGAUAAGGGCACUAAUUUUAUUGGAGCCGUGAACGACCUCAAUGUGAAUGCGGUAAAUGUCGAAGACAAGAUGGUCCAGACCUACCUGAAGGAUAACAGAGCAACCUGA
Molecule: messenger RNA, 4839 nt
Organism: Magallana angulata
Lineage: Eukaryota; Metazoa; Mollusca; Bivalvia; Ostreida; Ostreidae
Exons: 4
Coding region: 1-4839 (1612 amino acids)
Molecular function (GO): nucleic acid binding
Source: RefSeq, a predicted model, not a curated record